This is a messenger RNA of Aspergillus sclerotioniger CBS 115572, 1250 nucleotides long. RefSeq names its product Rtr1/RPAP2 family protein phosphatase. Lineage: Eukaryota; Fungi; Ascomycota; Eurotiomycetes; Eurotiales; Aspergillaceae. The record is from RefSeq and is a predicted model, not a curated record. Bases 142 to 1122 code for a protein of 326 amino acids. Gene Ontology annotation, molecular function: RNA polymerase core enzyme binding; RNA polymerase II CTD heptapeptide repeat phosphatase activity. The transcript has a single exon. Gene Ontology annotation, cellular component: cytoplasm; nucleus.
UGCCGCCCCGACCAAACUUCGAACUUGGUCCAAUCCAUUCUUCUACCAACUACAUACAUAUAAGACAAUCUCUCACCUCCACCUGUGACGCACACCAUCUUCCCACCCCCGGACCUGUUCUUGCCUGUGCCUUUCCUGAAAAUGUCAUCAGGACGCCCAGUCCUGAAGACCUCUUUGCCCUCGAUUCACGCGGCGUCCACUGCAGCAGGCCCCUCCAAUCCCGCCGCAAAUCGACGAGCGCCACCCAUCAUUUCUCAAGCGUCCCAGCAACAUGGUUCGUUUCCAAACCGUCCAGAUGCCGACCCCCGCCAUCUAGCGAUCGCUUUACAUCAUGCGCACCAGAUUCAGGCCCAGAAAGACACGGAAGGUCUGAUCCUGGACCGCAUUCUGGAACUUGUCACCCUCCCACCCUCUCCCUCAGCAGAUCCUGCCUCUCCGUCCCCCGACGAUGCUCGGACUUUCAAAUCUGCCUUGGUUCCUUUCCAGCCCGCCGACUACGACAACUUAAUUUUGGAGAGAAACAUCGAAGGUCUUUGUGGCUACGGUCUGUGCCCUCGUGAGCACCGCAAGGAGGAUGCCCGAGGCACUUAUCGCAUUACCUGGGGCGCCAAGGGCAGCGGGCCUGGCGGUCGCGGACGCGAGAUGAACAUUGUUCCGAAAGAAAAGAUCGAGAUGUGGUGCUCUAACGAAUGCGCCGAAAGAGCCAUGUAUAUACGAGUACAGCUGGCCGAGGAGCCCGUGUGGGAAAGACGAGCAGACGAUGCGCGCGGCAAACAUCUCGUCUUGCUCGAAGAGGGCAGGGCCAAGGAAGGCAAGGGCAAAACAAGAAACCCGGUGUCUGUCCGAGAGGUUGUCAGUCAACUAGACAGCAUGCACGUGGACGAACCCCAACGCUCAACUGAUAUGGCAGAUGACAUUGCAAGGCUCUCUGUUCACGACGAUGCUCGUUCACGUGAGCUAGCUAUGGAACGCGGAGAUGCCCAUCCCGCGCUUUACACCGGGAGAGUGAAUAUCCAGGUCCAGGAGAAUAAUAAUGCUCACGGUCCAGUUAUGGCGCCGCAGAUGCGUCCCGGAGACGAGAAGGGUGGCUCCAUCGAAGGGUACGUACCUCAGGAGAACUGAUAUGCUCUCGCAUAUGGCAGAAAUGACGCAACUUGGUAUAUAUGGGGCGUUUAAAGGUUGAUACCCGGGUGAUAAGAUAGCAUCAGAUAAAUUUAGAUCGACAUAAGGUUGAUAUUCUACGAAAGAAU